UUGAGGAGCUAGGGAGUAGGGACACAGUAGUAAGUGUAUAUCUCUACCUGUACAACAGUUGAUUCAAUCCUCUAUCUAUGAUUCAAUGAAGAGGUUUUUAUUACAAGCACCAGGUGGGAUUUUAAGUAGAAGAAUGUGGGACAAAGGAAAAUGAGAUAUUAAUGUCUUCUUUUUUCUAUGUAGAUCUAGUGGAGAUGGAGAAACUUAAAUCAAAGGGAUACUUGUAAAUGAUAACCAGAUCAGUUGUAAAGGAUGUCAUCAUUAAAACACUAAUAUCAGCUCAUCCAGUCGUCUGCCACAACUAUCGGUCCUCAUUCCCUAAUCACACGAGAGGCAGUGCCUGCUUUGAGAUACUCGGCUUUGACAUACUCCUAGACCGCAAACUCAAGCCCUGGCUGAUGGAAGUGAACAGGUCCCCCAGUUUCCAUACUGACUCCCCACUGGAUAAGGAAGUGAAAGAGGCGUUGAUAUAUGAUACACUGGAUCUCAUUGACCUCUUUGCUAAUGAUAGGAAGAGAUGUCUGGAGGAGGAGAAACAGAGAGCAAGGGAUAGGCUGCUACAGAAGGCAAGAUCUAAGGACUCAAGCCAAGAGAGAGACAUUAGACUGAAAUAUAAAGCUCAGUUUGAAAAAUAUGAAGAGACUCACUGUGGAGGCUAUAGGAGGAUAUACCCACGAGAUGGGAACGAGGAGAAGUAUCAGAAAUACUUUAAUCAGAACACCUCACUCUGUACCCAGACCAUAGCCUCUAGAGCAAGGGCUGAUCUAGCUAGACAACUAAGAGAACAAGUUGAAGCAAAACAGAAAGAACUGGAGAGGUAGGGGGCAAUAGCUAAGCCUAGUUCAGAAUAUGAUCUUUGGCUGCUACAUG
Messenger RNA from Amphimedon queenslandica, 870 nucleotides. RefSeq names its product tubulin polyglutamylase ttll6-like. NCBI's taxonomy places the organism in Eukaryota, Metazoa, Porifera, Demospongiae, Haplosclerida, Niphatidae. The record is from RefSeq and is a predicted model, not a curated record. The transcript has 3 exons. Gene Ontology annotation, molecular function: tubulin-glutamic acid ligase activity; tubulin binding. The coding region runs from base 228 to 821 and encodes 197 amino acids. Gene Ontology annotation, cellular component: ciliary basal body. Gene Ontology annotation, biological process: protein polyglutamylation; microtubule cytoskeleton organization.